Chilo suppressalis (striped riceborer) is the source of this 8006-nucleotide messenger RNA. The record is from the annotation of a GenBank genome assembly. NCBI's taxonomy places the organism in Eukaryota, Metazoa, Arthropoda, Insecta, Lepidoptera, Crambidae.
AAUAACUCGAAACAUCUAAUCUAAACUCCGUCCGUGGUGUAUCAUCCAUUUCUCUAGCUUGAAAAACUGAUAAUAAAAUAUAUUAUUAUUAUCUUUGCUCAUUGUAAACUUGGUUUGCUAACUUGGCUAACACAUUAACUAAAAUCACAGUUGACAGUUCUUUCGUGGUAAUUAUUGAAAUGUUUAUGUAACGUAGCAUUGUUCGGAUCGUUGAAUAAGUGUAUCAUCUUUUGUUGCAGAUACUUUCGCAGUGAGUGUGCAGUGCAUUUUGGUCAUUCGAAGCGAGUGUCAGUGUAGUGUAAGGUGGUGACGAGUGGUGAUGUGCUAGUGGGUGGGUGCAGUGCAGUGGAUGCUGAGGCGAAGGUAUAGCGCGAGCCGUGGCAUGGUGCCGGGCAGGUAGCGCGCGCGGGCGGCCUGCGCAGGCCCCACACAAGCAGCUGCGUGUGUUCCCCAGCGUCGUCUAUGGCCGAGCAACACAUUACACCGUCGUCGCACUCUGCACUCACGAGAGAGUCCAGUGGGUCUUCUCCUAGCAGGGUGGUGGGCGGUCGGUGGUUGCGUCAGGUGCGUCAAGUGAGUCACAGCCGUCGUAAUCGACGUAACGUGACGUCGCCCCUGCCGCGGUCCACCAGCCGGCACUCGUCCGGACACGCCGACAACGAACCACACCCGCACGUGGAGCUGCGCAGGAGCUCUAGGCUCGUCAACUCAUUGCCCCGCUCCGACUACUCCAUCACUGAACGCUGGUCCUACGGCGCCGACGUUUACGAGACGCGCUGCGACACCGCUCACUUCAAAAGUGGAGACGUAGACAAUCAUAGUUCGUACACGAAACGCGGAAGAACUUCCUCGCAUGACAGGAAGAAACGCAAAAGCCAUUCCAUAUCAAACAGCACUGAAGAGUGCGUCGCGUAUUGCACACGCUCACGGACUGCUCUUAAAUCCACUGAGAGUGCUUGUGAGCCUUUCCCGAACAAUUUAAAGGUACAAACACUGCCACAGUUAUCAGUUAACCAGGAGACAGAUAAUUCUAUACCACAGUUACCACUUAAUCAUUCAGAAGGUGGUUUACUCCCCCUGGAAGAUAGAGAUUUUGCAUAUUCACCGUUUAGCUCAUCGACAGUUACAGAGUUAUUAGACUCUGAUUAUUCUGUAUAUAGUCCAACAGCAAGCAGGAGAAAAGGUAAAAAGAGGAAGAGAUCUUCGCAUCGUUCCUUAUCAAGUAGAAAAAGUAGUAGUUGCUUGCUUAAUUUAGAAGAGUGUAAAAAGAAAUUUAAAAUAGAUCCGUAUAGUAAAGAUUUGCCAGACACAAGCAGAGAGGCACUAGGGGAAGCUAGGAUUCUUAAACAAGAGACUGACAUAGUAGAUCAAGGAACAGCAUCUCAAAGUGCGUGCGCAUAUUCGUUGCGAAAUAGAAAUCUUCGUGACCUUGGAUCAUCUACCUCAACUGUUAUUUGUGAUAAUUCAGCGAGUCCGUCGACGAGCGACGUGGUGUACAGCCAAACUAUAGUAGAACGCAAAAGCACCACUGACACUUACGGAAGGACAGUCACUCCUCCGCCUUAUAAAGAUAUACAAGAAGCUAGUUCAUCGAAAGGGCAUCAUAGUUCAGCCAGCAAGCUUCUUAUUGUCCCGAGAGACCUUCCUUACUUACGUCAAACUAACGCACGGCGGAGUAUCGCUGCUGCGACGGGGUCUACUCUGGGUGCUUGCUUGACGAGGGGAGCUAGUACUUCACAGCGCCAGAGACAGGAUUCUGGAACAAAAAGACAAGUGUCUGGCGGUGAGGGCGCGAGCAGUAGUGCGGCGGGCGGGCGGCGAGCGCGAGCUCGCGACAUGCCUCAGCCGCAGCCGGCGUCCACGCGACGGGACAAACGAGGCAAAAGCAGUCUGGGUUCGUGUGCCAGCACUGGUGGUGCGUCCAGCAGGUCUCACCCCCAGCCAUUAACCACGGGUGCCGUGGCAUCUACAUCUUCCACACCGCCGGCAUCAGCUUCAGCCGCCACAAUGCCUGACAAUGUGUCUACCGACUCUAAACUCAAGAGCAAAGCGGCAUCGUCAGCGGAAGAAUGCGCCGGCGGCGCGGGUGGGGUGAGCGGUGUGGGCGGGGGUGUAGGUCUGGUUGGGGCAGUGGGGGGCGCGGGGGCGGGGGUGAGCGCUGUACCGGGCGCGGGAGCUGAGGAGUCCUCCUCCGAAGAGGGGGAGGUGGGGAGACUGCAGGCGUUGCUGGAGGCGCGCGGACUGCCCCCGCAUCUACUGGGCGCGCUGGGCCCGCGGAUGCAGCACCUACUGCACAGGACUGUCACUGCCAACUCUGCCGCAUCGAAAGCUGCCCAACUGCUAGCCGGGCUGCAGGCGACCGGAGACGAGGGUCAACAGCUACAGGCCGUGAUCGAAAUGUGCCAGUUGCUGGUCAUGGGCAAUGAAGACACCCUGGCCGGCUUCCCUGUGCGACAGGUGGUGCCCGCGCUGGUCAAUCUGCUCGCCGCCGAACAUAACUUCGAAUUGAUGAACCACGCGUGCCGUGCCCUGACUUACAUGUUGGAAGCACUACCUCGUAGCAGUGGCGCGGUGGCGCUGGCCGUGCCCGCAUUCUUGGACAAAUUGCAAGCGAUCACUUGCAUAGACGUAGCCGAACAAAGUCUCACUGCAUUGGAUAUGCUCUCGCGAAGGCACUCCAAGGCUAUACUGCAAGCGCGUGGAGUGUCUGCCUGCCUCACGUAUUUGGAUUUCUUCUCAAUAAGUGCACAACGCGCAGCGCUCUCGAUUACCGCCAACUGCUGCCAAAACCUGACUCCUGAUGAGUUCCACCUUGUCAGAGACUCGUUGCAACUACUUGCUAAUAGACUCACACAACAGGACAAGAAAUCGGUAGAAUGUGUAUGUCUGGCGUUCUCGCGCCUCGUAGACAGCUUCCAACACGAUCCUGCGCGUUUGCAAGAAAUCGCCACUCCCGAGCUGCUUGCUAAUCUUCAGCAACUGCUGGUGGUGCAGCCACCCCUGAUCUCUGGCGGGACAUUCAUCACGGUACUACGCCUGUUGUGGGUGAUGUGCUGCGCGUGCCCGCAGCUGGCGCUCGCGCUGCACCAGCGCUCCAUCGCCGACACGCUGCUGUGCCUGCUCACCGGCGCUGGCUCCAGCGCGCACCACGAGCAAGUGGAAUUGCUGCCCCGCCUGCCCCAAGAGUUGUACGAGAUUACGUGCCUCAUAGGCGAGCUGAUGCCGCGCCUGCCCACGGACGGCAUUUUCGCCGUCGACGCGUAUCUGGACCGACCCUGGUCUGCGCCUACAGAUAGAACUGCGCAUUGGCAGUGGAGGGAUGAUAGAGGCGUGUGGCGUUCGUAUUCAUGGGCAGAAAGCCGCGCUCUGGAAGCAGGUGCGGCCGCGGGUGAGGAGGAGGUCUGCCUCACGACCCUGGGCCGCUCGUACACUGUCGACCUGGCGGCGAUGCAGCAACUCAACGACCACACCGGCACCGCGCGGCCCGUGCAGCGCGUGCCGCCGCCCCAGCGCGCCGACGCCACGCCCACUGCCACCCCGCCCGCCCCAGAUCCCCGUAUCGCAAUGAUGCGAAGCAAUCCAUCGCUAGCCCGCGCUCUUCUCGCCGUAUUACACGAAGUUUACUGGAGCUCGGCGGGGCCGGCGGUUCGCUCGCAAGCACUAAAAGCGAUACUGCGCUGCGUCUAUUACGCCGACGCGCCGAUGCUGCGGCAAGUACUUAAAAUGCAGGUGAUAUCGUCGCACAUCGCGGGCAUGAUGGCGUCGAGUGACCUCCGCAUAGUGGUCGGGUCGCUACAAUUAGCUGAGAUUCUGAUGCAGCAGCUGCCCGAGGAGAUGGCGGUGCAGUUCCGCCGCGAGGGGGUGCUGCACCAGGUGGCGCAGCUGGCGGAGCGACACGCGCCCCGGACACCCAAGAUUAAGUCUCCAAGCAAUAGCAACGUUCGUUCGAGCGGCGGCUCGUCUCCGCCCGCUUCUACGUCGGCCACUUCUCUGGACCACAACCUAUCGCUCGCGUUCUCAGCAUCUAGCUCGUUCGUCGCGACUAGUCUACCAACGGCCAGCAGUGAAUGCAGCGGGUCAGAACCAGGCCCUGCGUCAGGUUCCGCUCUCCAACAGACGUCCACUACAGUUCACAGAUCUGGUAGCCCGCUCCAGCUAGCGGAGAUGUUGAAACGUAAACGCGCGGUGAAGCGGUCUGGCGGCGCGGGCGGCAGGCACGCGCGCCGCCGUGACGAUGCCGCGCCACACGUGCCACACGCCGCGCACGCGCCGCACGCGCACCAACAGGCCACGCACGCAUCCGGCGUCCCGGCGGCGGCGCGUUCAGCGAGCCGCGUUGGCGGCGCAUCCAAGACUUCAUCGUUCCUGUCCUCUUUGAACCCGUCGCGGUGGGGACGAGCGCCCCACGCCCACAAAGACUCCGCCCUACUAGCCUCGCCUCACCAGCCCGCCAAUCUCACCGUCCAGAACAAGGAGAAGGUGCGCGAAUGGAUCCAGUGGACCGCGGCCCGUUUGCAGCGCGAAUGGGGCGCCCUAGGCGGCGGUGCCGGCCCCCUGGAACAACUUGCGGCACUCGCGGCCGCUUUGCCGCACGUACCGCACCAGCGUGCCGCGCUCGAGCAACUGCGCGACACGUUGCUGCAGCACGACGUGUCGCCCUUCGAGGUAAAUCACUCGGGCGUCCUCGGCGCUUUACUCCAAUUCCUCACUGGUAGCGAGAGUGAAGAUGCGGACACGGAGGGGGAGGGCCGCGACGACGAACACAUGGCCGCAUGCGAAGACCGCCUGCGACUGUUCCUGCACGUGUUCGCCGAUAUGCCUCUAACUACCGAAACCGAGUGGGAAGAGAACGAGACUGCGCUCAAGUUGUUCGGCAGCAACGCGGGCGCGUUGUCCGCGCUCGUGGCCAAAGUGAACGCGUGCGUGUCGCACCUGGAGCAGUUCCCCGUGCGCGUGCACGACCUGCCCGCGCGCCCCGCCACCUCCGCGCUCAAGUUCUUCAACACGCACCAGCUGAUGUGUGAUCUCAAACGUCAUCCGACAUGCACCAACCUGAAGCAAUGGAAGGGAGGUGUUGUCCGUAUUGACCCCUUAGCAUUAGUACAAGCCAUUGAAAGAUAUCUAGCACAGCGCGGAUACGCGAGUCCUCGCCAACGCGACGGAUCUGCGUCAGGCGCCCAUUCUGACGACGACGCUGCCUCUGACGAUGACGUGGACGAUGCUCUAGCCACCCCCCCACACCACCACACUGCCGACACCGAACACAAACUGGAGUUCCUGAUUGGAGACACGGUGUUACCUUACAACAUGACCGUGUACCAGGCCGUGAGACAGUUCAGCGAACAGACAGAUGCUGAUACCGACACAGAGACUCCACUUGCAAAUGCUGGCAUUUGGAUCCAAACGCACACGAUCUACUACCGCGCGGUGGAGGCCGGCGAACAGCCGCGCUCGGAUACUACCGCUUCACGGAAAGGCAAGGGGCAACCCACUAAAUUGUCUUCAAGACGGAAACCGGAUUUGCUUUGGAAUGAGGGUGUAGUACCUUCGCGUGAGUCGCCGUUAGUAGUAAUGCUUCGGUCACCGCUCCUGGGUGGAGGAAGUGGUGGGGGUGGUGGCGCGGAUAUAAAGGACGCGUCGCUGCCGGCACUGGGCGUUUUGCGCGCGCUGCACGCACUGGCGCGUCACUGGCACACACUGUACCGCGCCGUGUGUCUGCCCGACCAGCGCCCGCUUGUACCCAAUGCCGACUUUAUCAACGCCAAGUUGGCUGCCAAAGCGAAUCGACAAUUGCAAGACCCUCUUGUAAUAAUGACUGGGAAUCUACCUCCAUGGUUGAAGAAAAUAGCGUAUGCCUGUCCGUUCGUGUUCCCGUUCGAGUGCCGGCACUUGCUGUUCUACGUGGUAUCGUUUGACCGCGACCGCGCGUUACAACGCCUCCUAGAAGCGGGCGGGGAACGAGGCGCGGCCGGCGCCGGUGCAGGCGCUGACAGCGAGAGAGUAGCCCCGAGACUCGACCGACGCAAACGGACAGUGCAGCGACACAACGUCUUGAGGCAAGCGGAACACGUCAUGCACGAGUUCGCGCACUCCAAGGCCCUCCUAGAAAUACAAUACGAGAACGAAGUCGGCACCGGCCUCGGACCUACGCUCGAAUUCUACGCGCUAGUCUCGCAGGAGCUGCAGCGCGCUGAUCUAGACGUUUGGCACGGUAGCGAGAACUUCAAACAGAAACCUUCCUUUGGCGGGGAGAUUGUCAAGAGCCAACCGCCCGUUGUGACUGACAGGUCUUCGGAUGCGGCUGCGAGACUCGCGUCUUCUGUACGUGACGCGUUGAGUUUAGACGAAGAUCGCGCCCCGGAACCGUCAGAUUUGGAGAAGGAGACGUUGAUUCCGUCGCCCGCGCCCGACGCCACUUACGUUUCGUGGCCGUGCGGAUUGUUCCCGCAGGCUAUCGGCAGAAAUGCACGCGCUUCGCAUUUGUCCCGCGUCAAAGCCAAGUUCCGCUUCCUCGGCAAGUUUAUGGCGAAGGCUGUCAUGGAUUCGAGAAUGGUGGACAUCCCGCUGUCGGUGUCGAUGUACCGCUGGGUGGUGAUGGAGCAACGCUGGCUGAGCCUUAGCGACGUGCGCCACGUCGCGCCCGAGCUGUGGCGCUCGCUGUGCCGCCUGCGCCGCGUGGCCGAGCGCGCGCGUCGCAUCGCUGUGGACCCGCGCCACACGUCCGACCAGCGCUCGCAGAUGAUAAGUGCAUUGGAACUGGACGGCUGCCCCAUAGAGGAGUUGGGUCUGGACUUCAUCCUACCCGGAGAUGGAUGCACAGAAUUGAGGCGCGGCGGGCGCGACUUGCCCGUCACUGCACAUAACCUACACAACUACAUAGAUCUCGUUACGCACUGGCUGUUAUAUGAAGGUGUGAGUAAACAAAUGGAAGCAUUCAGAGAAGGAUUUGAAUCAGUCUUCCCUCUGACCAAUCUCAAAAUAUUUUACCCUGAGGAACUAGAACAAGUAUUCUGUGGAAGCCCAUCAGGUGGUCGUGAGCAGCGUUGGGAACCGCGCAUGCUGGCCGAAUGCAUCCGGCCCGAUCACGGGUACACGGCGGAGUCGCGCGCAAUCCGCAUGCUGAUCGACAUCCUCGCGUCCUACUCGCGCGACGAGCAACGCCUGUUCCUGCAGUUCGUGACCGGCAGCCCGCGCCUGCCCACUGGCGGCUUCAAGGCAUUGAACCCGCCACUGACGGUGGUGCGCAAGUCGCUCGAGUCCUCACUGGACCCGGACGAGUACCUGCCGUCGGUGAUGACGUGCGUCAACUACCUGAAGCUGCCCGACUACAGCAGUGCCGACGUCAUGCGCGCCAAACUGCGGCUCGCCGCCUCCGAGGGGCAGCACUCCUUCCACCUCUCCUGAAUACCCCGCCCCCCUACCACCCCCUCCCUUUCCCACUCAUCCCCCACACGUGUGAAUGCGGUUAGUGAUAUAUGUAGUUAUCGCGCGACUGGCGCGUCACCACACCGUCUAUGUGCAAUUGGAGUGAUCCCCCCCCCCCUUCCCCUCAACGUGACGGACGCUCGAAAGUGCUGUGCGUUCUAUAUAUUUUCGUUUCUCAUUUGGAUUAUUUUAGAUUACAUUAUAUUAUGUUAAUAAUUAUUUUGUGUUAAUUUAAUGUGAUAGCUUUGUAUAUUACUUUAUAAAUAUAAAGAGAGAACGUACUCUCGCGAUGGUGUAAUAGAGUAUAUUAUAUAUAUUGUCGAUGUGCGACCGGCCGCUCUGGAGUUCGUGUCCAACGACCCCUACCGUCACUUCUGUUUAGGUACAUGAUAUACAUUAAAUAUAUAUUAUUAUUAUGCGAGCUGUUUGAUGGACCACAGAAAAUGUAGUCCAAUGAACUUCGAUAGCAUUUAUUACCAAACGGUGUAUGUUUUGAGUAACUUUAAGUAUGAUUAAUGAGUAAAGAAAAAGUGCAAAAUUUAAUAUGUAACAAUUUCAAUAAAACCAUGUAAACAAUAUUG